AUGUCCUCUAUUGGGUCUCCGACCACUGGCCUGUCGCCAAGAAGUCGUCGCUCGUCGUCGAUGGAUCAGUCACCGCCUGGGCAGCCGCCGACCAAUACCAUUGAAGUUGACUCGGAUCUCAAUGACACAGACUCUGCCUAUCCCGAAUCAGAGGCUGCAACUGAUGGCAUGUCGCUGAGGUCCUCCAUCCUAAACUACAAGUGGGAAAAUUCGCGACGCUACCAUGCCUACAAAGAUGGCUCCUACUGGGCCCCUAAUGAUGAACAACAACAGGACGCCGAGGACUUGAUUGAAUUUGCAGACGAGCAUCCGUCUGCCGCCGUCCUCGGCAUCGAUCUAUCUCCGAUUCAACCAAAUUUCGUCCCACCCAACUGCCGGUUCAAGGUCGACGACAUCAACGACCACUGGACAUUCGGCGAGAACCACUUUGACUUUAUCCAUAUCCGAGCCAUGAUCGGCUGUGUCCCAGACUGGGUUGAGCUUCACAGAAAAAGCCUAAGGUCUCUCAGGCCCGGCGGUUGGGUAGAGCAGGUGGAAUUAUCAGCCAUCGCUCAGUCAGAGGAUAAUACCAUCAGACCAGACUCUCCGUUAGUUACCUGGAAGGAAAUAUUUCAAGAGGUGGGGGAAUUAACUGGCAAGACCUUCAUGGCGUGUGAAACCGUCGGCGAUGCCAUCAGAGAAGCCGGUUACGUCAACGUCACCGAGCGACGGAUCAAGCUACCAAUCGGCAUGUGGCCCAAAGAUAAGCAACUAAAGCAAUGGGGUGCGUGGAAUCGCCAGUACCUUCUCCAAGGGCUAGAAGGCUUUUCCAUGCGGGGGUUGACGGAAUUAUUGGGGUGGAGCGUUGAAAGAGUGCAAGACUUCUUGGAUGAGAUGCAGAGGGAACUUCUGGAUAGUCGCGUUCACUCAUAUCUUGAGCUGUGCGUUGUCUUUGGUCAAAAACCGGAAGAAUAA
Fusarium keratoplasticum is the source of this 954-nucleotide messenger RNA. RefSeq lists its product as uncharacterized. The record is from RefSeq and is a predicted model, not a curated record. Lineage: Eukaryota; Fungi; Ascomycota; Sordariomycetes; Hypocreales; Nectriaceae. Gene Ontology annotation, molecular function: methyltransferase activity. Bases 1 to 954 code for a protein of 317 amino acids. The transcript is spliced from 8 exons.